Molecule: messenger RNA, 1674 nt
Organism: Caenorhabditis elegans
Lineage: Eukaryota; Metazoa; Nematoda; Chromadorea; Rhabditida; Rhabditidae
Source: the annotation of a RefSeq genome assembly
GGACAUGGUGCAUCGACAAAUUUUUUAUCAAGCUAUUUGCAUCCGAGAUACAAGCUGUUCAAAGCUCUGGAGCAUGGUGCAUCGACUUGAAACUGCUAUGCCAAUUUUGACAGCUCAUUUCGAAGGCCAUCUACACUAUUGCAACGUCUAGAAAAUCAAAAAAUCAAAACGCAGUUGGAGAACAAAACGCAACAUUAAUGCUCGUGUCGUUUCCCCAUAAUAUGUCGGCUGCUCCAAAUGACCAACACGUUACAAGUCUGUGCUAUAAGAUGUCGGCCGCUAACUCAAACAGUUUUCUCAGGAUUUGCAAACGCAAAAAGACUUUAUUUUUCCUCUUUCUUGUUUUAAUAUUAUUUCUACUACAUAUUUGCUUCCAAAAGUCGAGAAAACAAAAGUUUACAUAUUCGCAAAAUGUGACACUACUGCCAAACAAUACUCGGGUUCCAAUUUACCAUCCUACCUGCAUUUCCAUCCUGAGCCAGAUGAAGCUCCCGGUGCCAUUUUUAAUUAUUGAUAUUGAUUUUUUAAAAAUGUUGGAUAAUAAUGUUUGCAAAUGGAGUUCAGAGAGGGUUAUAAAAGUCGCUGUAAAUUUAAAUCACUCUCCCAUAACAUACUUAAAUUCAAAAUUGGACAUAAUUUUCUACGAAAACGACCCUCUCAGGGAUUACUUGGAUCUAAAAUCAGAAGUUCGGAGGCUGAUUCCUAAAAAAUUUCAGACUCACUGGGUUGACAAUAUAGAAAUUCCGACGAAUAUCAAGCAGUUCUCUGAAUUUUGGAAGCGCUCAAAGUUUAUUGAUUGUUUGAAAUUAAAAGUUCCACGAGAAGAAUCUUAUGUCUUCAUGCCAGCGGAAGCAGCUGUAAAUGAGCUCGCGCAGCUCCGCGACGAGCUCAUCGAGUUCGAAAUGUACCCAUUUCUCAGCGGCGGGACAUUUCUCGGCUGGUACCGUGAGUGCUCAAUCAUUCCGCACACUACCGACAUGGAUUUAAUGGUUUUUGUGGAGGAUUAUAAUCCAAGCUACGUGGAAUUGUUGCAGCGUCCCAGGAACCCGUCUAGUUUCAGAUUGUCAAGACAUUUCGGGAUGAUCGAGGACUCGUUAGAGUUUACUGCACGUCCGAAGGACUUGCUGGAGUACCCAAUUGAUAUUACUUGAUAUUUAUUACUUGAUAUUAAUUGAUAUUAAUUGAUAUAAUUGAUAGUACACUGACUCAUCAUUGGGUUGGAGGACUCAGCCCUGACGGCACCAAAUACAAGUACACCUACCCUAUCUACGAUCCCUGGUGUGCUGCAGACUUUAACGGUCAUAUUUUCUGGGUCUCUUGCAUUCCGCUGGAGAAACUUGUGGCAGAAUACGGAGAGUUUUGGAAUUUGGACCACCAGUCAUCUGAAUUCGAGUGGAAUUUGUCGCACAAGAAUGUGAAAAACAAUGGAAAAUUUACAAAGGAACAGAUGAAGACGGUUUAUAAAAUGUUUGAGAAAAAUUUUUAAAUUUCCUGUUUAAUUUGAAACGUUUAAAUUUCAAGAAAAACUCAUUCUAAAACAGGAAUUCAAAACAUUUGCAACAUGGUGCAUCGACCUGAAACUGCUCUCCCCAAUUUUCAAAGCACACUUUGAUUGUUCUGUUUUUGAGUUACAUGUACAGUUUUAUAUUUUGUAAAGAUAAAUUAACGACGGAA